This is a messenger RNA of Lagopus leucura (white-tailed ptarmigan), 1233 nucleotides long. RefSeq names its product zinc finger protein 239-like. The transcript has a single exon. The record is from RefSeq and is a predicted model, not a curated record. The coding region runs from base 86 to 877 and encodes 263 amino acids. Gene Ontology annotation, biological process: regulation of transcription by RNA polymerase II. NCBI's taxonomy places the organism in Eukaryota, Metazoa, Chordata, Aves, Galliformes, Phasianidae. Gene Ontology annotation, molecular function: RNA polymerase II cis-regulatory region sequence-specific DNA binding; DNA-binding transcription factor activity.
CGAAAGGCGGUGGGGUGGUGUCUGUGUGGAAGAAAUCAGAAGGGAUGUCCAAGGAGGCCUGGAGCAAGGUCAGGGUGAGCAGCUCAUGGAGCCACUGGGAAAGGGUCUGGGAAAGACAGGAAGGAGCCCACUGGACUUCAACAUAGGUCAAAAGGAUCCUGAAGAACCCAGGAGCAAGGAUGUGUGCCAGAAGAAAAAGCAGAAUCCAUGCACUGAGUGUGGAAAUAGCUUUAAAUUACAUUGCAGCAUCAUUAACCACCAGUGCAUACGCUCAGCAAUGAGGCCAUACAAGUGCUCUGGCUGUGGGAAAAGCUUCAAAUGGAGAUCCCUUCUCAUUAUCCACCAGCGUGUCCAUACAGGAGAGAGACCCUACAGGUGCUCUGAGUGUGGGAAGAGCUUCAAAAUUAGUUCCCACCUCACCUACCACCAACACACACACACAGGAGAGAAACCAUUUUGGUGCCGUUACUGUGGGAAGAGCUUCCAAAGGAGUUGUGAAUUGAAGCGCCACCACCGCAUCCACACAGAGGAGAGACCCUUUCUGUGUCCGGAGUGUGGGAAGAACUUCAAAAGCAGUUCUGCAGUGAAGCUGCACAAGCGGAUCCACACAGGGGAGAGACCCUAUAAGUGUCCUGAGUGUGCAAAAAGCUUCAAAAGCAGUUCUGCAGUGAAGCUGCACCAGCGCAUCCACACAGGAGAGAGACCCUAUAAGUGUCAAGAGUGUGGGAAGAGCUUCAGAAGGAGUUGUGAAUUGAAGAACCACCAGCGCAUCCACACAGGGGAGAGACCAUUCAAGUGUCCUGACUGUGAGAAGAGCUUUAAAAGCAGAUCUAAUCUCAACACACACAAACACAUCCACAGCACACACAGGCUUUAGAAGCUUUCCAAGACUCUGGGAACCUUCAGAGGCAGUUCCUGCUUCAUUACCUACCAGCACAGCCACACAAGAUACAGAGCAUGCAGUGCCCCAACCAUGGGCUGAGCUUCAGCCAGCCUGGUCUCCACCUGUGGUUUCAUGUGGUGAAGAACCUUACAAAUCCCUUGAGCAAUGGAAGAGCUCUGUGGCCAAACUGAAUCCCCUUUCUCCUUCUUUGCGUGGGAAUGACCCCUAUUGCUCUCAUUAAGCUGCAGUCAAGGUAUUGUGUGGACACUCUAAGGAGAAUCCAGAGCGGGACGUGUCACAGCCACUGGAAACCCUCUACCAGAUGGCAUGUUUCUGCCAGGGCUGUGUGC